This is a messenger RNA of Uloborus diversus, 2583 nucleotides long. RefSeq names its product transcription factor E2F7-like. NCBI's taxonomy places the organism in Eukaryota, Metazoa, Arthropoda, Arachnida, Araneae, Uloboridae. The record is from RefSeq and is a predicted model, not a curated record. Gene Ontology annotation, molecular function: DNA-binding transcription factor activity, RNA polymerase II-specific; RNA polymerase II cis-regulatory region sequence-specific DNA binding. Gene Ontology annotation, cellular component: RNA polymerase II transcription regulator complex. The coding region runs from base 1 to 2583 and encodes 860 amino acids. Gene Ontology annotation, biological process: regulation of transcription by RNA polymerase II. The transcript has 12 exons.
AUGUAUAGUAUAAAAAGAAAGCAAAGUGUUAUUGGUCCAUUCUGCAGUAGUCCGAAAAGAAAAGAUUUCUGUAUUGAUGCUGGUAAAGAAAACAUUCCACCAGAAGCUUUAAAUAAUGGUGCUGAAUUGCUAAAAGAAACAAGUUUCGAUAGCAAAAUUAAUUGUCCAAAGGAUACUCCAAAAAAAUUGAAAAAGAGUGCAGAUGAACCAGUUACACCAAAUACUAACUUCAAGUUACUGACAUCUUUAGCUGCUACUCUUGAUUAUGCUAAUUGCAGCACACCAAAGUCAAGGAGGACUGAAGAAAAGGAAAAUGCAUCUUUUGAUUCUGAAGCACUUGAUCAGUCAUCAUUCAUUAAGCCUAAUCGUAAAGAAAAAUCUCUCAGUGUCAUUUGUUCCAAAUUUUUUAGCAUGUAUCCAUUAUAUCCUGAAUCAGAUGCAAAACUCAUUGUUUCAUUGGAUGAAGCAUGCUUAAAGCUAAGUGUUGAAAGAAGAAGACUUUAUGACAUUGUAAAUGUUUUUGAAAGUAUUGGAAUCUUGACAAAGAAUGCAAAAAAUCAAUACCUGUGGUUUGGAAAAAGGAACAUGAUCAAAUCCCUAUAUGAGCUGAAGGCUAGAGCUUUAGAAGAGAAGAUUGCUGAAAAACUUCAGUAUGUAUUUGAUACAGAACGAAAAAAUACUUUGAAGCAAAAAUGUAUUUUAAAUGAAGUCACAGAUUUUAAUCUCAGUUUUGAAAAUCUUAUGCAGUCUGCUGGCACAGAUUUACUCGAUACUAGUCCAUAUCCAGAAAUGAGAAAGGAAAAGUCUCUUGGCAUUAUGAGCCAAAAGUUUUUGAUGCUAUUUCUUAUAUCGCCGUCUAAAGUCAUAAGUCUUGGAGUUGCUGCAAAAGUUUUGAAUGGAUUUUCACAAAGGACUGUCAAAAGUGCUCAGGUUAAAACUCAGAUACGACGUUUGUAUGAUAUUGCUAAUGUCUUUACAAGCAUUGGUCUAAUACAGAAAGAAGUUGCUCAUGCUGAUUUUGGGAAAAAGCCAGCAUUUAAAUAUACUGGACCUGAAUUAAAAGAUGGUUUGGAAAACACUGGAUUUGAACGGCAAAGUUUGUCAAGACUGAAUGCGAACGGACAUACUGCAAGGAGAACACUUGCUCGUCAUUCAUCCUUUCAAGAAAUUUGUGCUGUUGCAGAAAUUGAGCAUCAGAAAUUGAAUAUUGAAAAUACUCCUAAUUCUGCACCUCCUUUUGACAAAAAUUUGAACCCUGCCAACUCUAGCUUGGGAAAAAGAAGCUUUUCUGAUAUAAAGCUAGAAAAUUUUGAUAUAAAGGAAGAACUGCCUGAAAGUAACUUAAAGCAGAGUGAACAUCCUUUAAAACCUUUGACAACUCAGCCAGUACAAAAUUUUAAAGUCCUAAAUCUUCCAAAACCAUCAACUAGCACUAGUACUGGGUCUUUUUAUAUAAUGAAUAAUUUUGCUGGUUCAGCUCCAGUUGCUUUAUCUUCUGUUUCUACAGUUCCAACAUUUUUACUGCUCAAAAAUGUUGCAUCACUUUUCCCAAAAAAGCAACCCGAGGGAAAAAUGGCUAUAGAAAGCAAAAGUGAAAAAUAUGAAGAUUCAAACACUAUGGAACUCUCAAUGGAACAACGCAAUACUAUAUUGAAGUACUUGAACAUUUCAUUAUCGGAAGGACAAACUGCAACAAUUCAGCUUGAAGAAAAUUCUGAAUCAACAGACUCAGAAAGGAAAGCACGCAACAUAUUAAAAAUCACUAACAAAAUUAGUGCCUCAACUAUCAAAGAAAAAUUAAAACGAACUCCACCUGAAGCCAUUUCUUCAAGAGAAUCAUCUGUUCCGCCUGAUUUCAGUGAAGCAAGUAGUGUUUGCAGUACUAGAAAUAAUAGUCCAAGUACAGUUCCUUCUAAUGAAUCACCACUAAGUAUUCCUAGUGGAUAUGUGACUCCAAUUCCAUCGGCAACAGUAGAUAUGUCGUUUCCUUCUAAUAUUGAAGUUCAUGACAUUUUGAAAAAGAUUGAAAGCCAACCUCAACCAAGUGCAUCAAACUUGAAAUCUAGACCUCUAAUUAGUAAGCUUGCUGGAAGCAAUAGUCUGAAAUUUGGACAUUUUUCACCUAGUGAUUCAAAUCAGAACAGUACCAUUCAGUUAAAUUUUGAUAGUAAGCCUAUUAGUCAAGGUAUGAAUGUGUCACAAGGCAGUAAAUUCCGUACUAUCUUGCCAAAAGAAACAGUUUUACAUUCAAGUGAUAGCUUUAGCAAUGACAGCUUAAAUUUAGAAGUAUCUGAUAUUUUGAAAUAUGGAGGAGAAUCUAUUCAAAAGCAUAAACCUUUUUUAAUUGAUGAAAAAACUUUACUUAGUCCCAUCAAGAAGCCUCAGCCCUUGCAGAAAUUUUCAAUGUCCCCAUUGAAUACGCCUUCAUACCAUGCUCCAGAAACAGUUUUUGUUUUUAACAGUCCUGACAACGAUGGUACAACUGCUGUACCAAGGGAGGAGGGGGGAGAGAAACUGAAUGUUUUAACUGCCAUAGAAAAAAGAAUACCGGUAGAACAGCUGCUUCCGAAAGCUCGUGGUUAA